Messenger RNA from Drosophila novamexicana, 776 nucleotides. Its product is annotated as uridine diphosphate glucose pyrophosphatase NUDT14-like. Gene Ontology annotation, molecular function: metal ion binding; UDP-sugar diphosphatase activity. Gene Ontology annotation, biological process: ribose phosphate metabolic process; nucleoside phosphate metabolic process. Lineage: Eukaryota; Metazoa; Arthropoda; Insecta; Diptera; Drosophilidae. The record is from RefSeq and is a predicted model, not a curated record. Bases 21 to 725 code for a protein of 234 amino acids. The transcript has a single exon.
UGGCUGUUUGGUUAUCGAUAAUGCUUAAGUCUUUUGCCGCCCUGGCUUUAAGACGCUUUCGCAGCUCGGAUGCAGUAAAUUGUCAUGGACAACAGUUAAGUCAAAUAACAAAAAUUUGGUUCACACCGUUGCCCAAGGAUUCUAAAUGGAUAGCACCAUGCCAAAUGCACUACGUUGAAAAUGGAAAAGAAAAGAGUCGAGAUAUAGUUAAAUUAUAUGACGGUGUGUUGGUAGUCGUGUACAAUAUUUCAAGAAAGAAGCUUGUCUAUGUUCGUCAAUUUAGACCAGCGGUCUACCACGGCAUAUUAGCAGGUAAUACUCUCGAAAUACCCAAGGAAGAAGUUGAUUUGAUGCGUUUUCCGCCCGAGUUGGGGGUGACGUUGGAGCCUUGUGCGGGAGUGGUUGACAAAACCAAAAGUUUGGCUGACAUAGCUAGCGAAGAAGUUCGCGAAGAAUGUGGCUAUAAUGUGCCCGCCGACAAGAUGGAGCGCAUCUUUGAAUUCAGAUCUGGCGUUGGCGCCUCCAGCGCUGCACUCACAUUUUUCUACUGUGAAGUUUGCGAUCAGCAAAAAGUAUCCGAUGGCGGUGGCACUGGAGAUGAAGCUAUACAAGUUGUGGAGCUAUCAAUUGAUGAGGCUAAGACUUUAGUACAAAAGGGCGCAACACUAAAUGGUGGUCCAGGCACAAUUAUAGGUACACUAUGGUUUUUGUGCAACAAGAUUUAAAUUUAAAUUUGAGUGUGACCAUAAAACGAUAAGUGUGAAACGUCAAAAAGC